GGUCACCGGAAGAAGCCGUGUGACGUCACGAGGGCCUACGCGUCGCGCGGGGGGCAGGAGUUGACGGACGGUCUCUGGCUACGUUUGGGCGGCCCUGGGACCACGGAAGAGGCUCUCCUGGGCGGCCGCGAUGCCUAGCUCGCGGCGGGUCAGUCAGCUUCUGGAUCUAUGCCUGUGGUGCUUCAUGAAGAACAUUUCCAGAUAUAUCACAGACAUUAAGCCUCUGCCUCCAAACAUAAAAGAUAGACUGAUUAAAAUAAUGAGUAUCCAGGGGCAGAUAACAGAUUCAAAUAUAAGUGAGAUUUUACACCCUGAAGUCCAAACUCUAGAUCUGCGAAGCUGUGAUAUUUCAGAUACUGCUCUCCUGCACCUGUGUAACUGCAGAAAACUAAAGAAAUUAAAUUUAAGUUCCUCAAAAGAAAACAGGAUUUCCAUAACUUCAAAAGGAAUAAAAGCUGUGGCUUCCUCUUGUUCAUACCUGCAUGAGGCUUCUUUGAAAAGAUGCUGCAAUCUCACUGAUGAAGGAGUCCUUGCUCUUGCACUCAACUGCCGGCUGCUAAAGAUCAUUGAUUUAGGUGGCUGUUUAGGUAUUACUGAUGUGUCCUUACAUGCAUUAGGAGAAAACUGCCCAUUUUUGCAGUGUGUUGAUUUUUCAGCUACUCAGGUAUCUGACGAUGGUGUGAUUGCACUUGUUAACGGAUCUUGUGCCAAGAAAUUAGAGGAGAUUCAUAUGGGACACUGUGUGAAUCUGACUGAUGAGGCUGUAGAAGCUGUCCUCACUUGCUGUCCUCAGAUACGUAUAUUACUCUUCCACGGAUGCCCCCUAAUAACAGAUCAUUCACGAGAAGUCCUGGAGCAAUUAGUAGGCCCAAACAAACUAAAGCAAGUGACAUGGACUGUUUACUGAUGCUUAUUGAAGCUUUUCAAAGCAAGGAUCUUUAUACUACAUUCCCAGGAAACAAUGGUCUUAGAGAUUGGCUUUCAGAUAAUGUGCUUUUUGCUUUGAAGUUAACAGACCCUUAAACAUUUAAUAGUGCUAUUAUCCUGUUUGUUUGUGGAGUCAUUGUUUUUGACAUGGUAAGCCUAGCAUGCCCUCUGAUGUAUUGGAGUGGGGUGGGGCGGGAGGGGAGUAUUGUGUUUGUUUCUUAAGUAACAAAGUUUUAAAUUACCAGUUUUUCCUGGAGAUUUCCUUCUCCUACCUACCUAGUUGAGCUGCCAUAAGAGAAAUUUACCAGUAUGAAUAACCAUUAGGAGAAUUCUUAGUAUCCCUAAAAGCAUAAUUACCUUCCUAGUUAUUUUCUGGCCCCUACUUUCCUUAAGUAUUUAAAUGCUCAUUGGCCAAAAAGCAAAGUUGAACAUCAGGCCUAUGUAUCCUCACAGAAUUUAAUAUUUCAAUAAAACAAAGAAAUAGAAUAGUUUACUGUCAUAAACCCAUGACAUCAUCCAACUCAGCCAUUCAAAAUAUGAAUGUUACUGAGACCCUUGCCCAGCCACUUAAUUAAUUGUCAUGGCUACUUUUCCCAAAUACAUGCUAUUGAUCUAUGAAACUUCCUCCUUAACAACUGCACUCAGGAAAGCGGAAGAAUGAGUAAAUAGUAUCAAUAUAGAGGCUGUUUCCUAAAGAUCUAUCCGUUUCAUAUCCUGAACUAAACAAUACAGAUCUUAGUUUUCAAAUGAAUUGCAGUACUCUUUUAUAAUCACGAAAUUCUCUGAAGUAUAUAUAGUGUGUUUAAACCAUCCCAAAUUUAGUAUAUUCCCUGUGCCAUGAGACUGUCUCAGUAGGACUUUUUAAAAAAAGAUUUCCUACUUUAACUCUGAUGUAGUACAAAAGAAGGGAAGUAUGGGAUGGUAGAUUUCUUCUAAAUGUUUAGAAGAGGGUUUAUACAGUCAACUCUAUUUCUUGACCUCACUACUAAUUACUUUAUAAAUGCAGAUAUAUAUAUAUCUCGGAUAUAUAUUGCCCCUCAUAGGUAGGACAUAUGUAUAUAUGUGUAAUAUGGGUAAAGCUUGUUCCACCUAUGAAAUUUUUCUAAAGACAAAUUCAAUAAAAUGUUAUAGUAAACAUCAAGCAAAGUUGGUAGCUUUUCCCCCUUUUGGGCAAACAAGUUUUUCAAGAUCUAAAGUGUCAGCUUUUUAGGGUCUAUAAGGAAUUAUCUUCCUAGAAGCACUUUGCAGUUUAAUAUUCUUGCCUUUUUAUAUUGCUGGUUGUAUUAACUAUUUCUGUUUAAAAUUUCAGUACCCCAUUCCUACCUAUUUCUAUCAUCCUCACUUCAUACUUCGACCUCUUUAUUUUUCUUCUUACCAUCUAUCACCCUCUGGCAUCUUGUCUGUUUUUAUUAUCUACUCCCUAGAAUACAAGCUUCAUAAAGACA
Neogale vison (American mink) is the source of this 2372-nucleotide messenger RNA. It is a transcript of the gene AMN1, whose product is annotated as antagonist of mitotic exit network 1 homolog. The coding region runs from base 131 to 907 and encodes 258 amino acids. Gene Ontology annotation, molecular function: protein binding. Gene Ontology annotation, biological process: SCF-dependent proteasomal ubiquitin-dependent protein catabolic process. The transcript is spliced from 7 exons. Lineage: Eukaryota; Metazoa; Chordata; Mammalia; Carnivora; Mustelidae. Gene Ontology annotation, cellular component: SCF ubiquitin ligase complex. The record is from RefSeq and is a predicted model, not a curated record.